Messenger RNA from Fukomys damarensis (Damara mole-rat), 3036 nucleotides. RefSeq names its product plasminogen activator, tissue type (gene Plat). Bases 635 to 2347 code for a protein of 570 amino acids. The record is from RefSeq and is a predicted model, not a curated record. Gene Ontology annotation, biological process: plasminogen activation; smooth muscle cell migration. Gene Ontology annotation, cellular component: extracellular region. NCBI's taxonomy places the organism in Eukaryota, Metazoa, Chordata, Mammalia, Rodentia, Bathyergidae. The transcript is spliced from 14 exons. Gene Ontology annotation, molecular function: serine-type endopeptidase activity.
UUCUUUUCCUUAAUAACACUAGGAAAACUAAGUGUAGCAAAAGGAAGAGAACAGGAGGAAAAAGUUGUGAGUCUUCGUGUUUAUGAACUGAGCCUAGAAGGGCUUUUCACACUUAACCCUCAAUGCCACCCACCUGCAGCCUGGCCCCUCUGAGGCUGUGACUCCACUUCAGUCCCUGUUCCGCUGUUCACUUUGUUCUUGGUCUAGGGCUUUGCUCCACGCCCACGCCACCAGCAAAGACCAAACAAAGACACACUUUCCCCCUACGCGCUCCCUUGUCUUCAGACCCUGUUUUUCUGGGGCAGGAUGACUCACUUCUGCGGUGCGCCCUCCAGCUGUGUAGCGUAGGAGCCCGGGCUGCUGGGCUGCAGGCCCAGAAGGUCAGAGGCUGAGGGAGGGAAGUGCCAGUCUCCAACCCUCCCGAGCAUGGAGGGGACCUACGAGGGGACCAAGCCGAGUUCUGUCAGCGGAGCAUGGAGGGGACCUACGAGGGGACCAAGCCGAGUUCUGUCGGCUCUGCGGCGGGGCCGAACGCGCGCGUCUGUGAAUCUGCGCAGCAGCCUCUCUUGCCGGCCCUCAUUGCCGAGGAAGAGCCAGUCCCUCAGAGCUGAAGGACACUGAGGACACGAGGACAAUGAGGCGAGAGCUCCUGUGUGUGCUGCUGCUUUGUGGGGCCGUCUCCACCCUGCCCAGCCAGGUGCCUGUCCCUCCCCUCGUGUACCCUGAGAAGACUCACACCCGAUUCAGGAGAGGUGCCAGGUCCUACAGAGUGACCUGCAGGGAUGAGAAGACUCAGAUGACUUACCAGCAGCACGAGUCGUGGCUGCGGCCCCUGCUCAGAGGCAACCGGGUGGAAUUCUGCUGGUGUAAUGGUGGCAGGCCACAGUGCCACUCGGUGCCCAUCAAGGGCUGCAGCGAGCCCAGGUGUUUCAAUGGGGGAAUCUGCCGGCAGGCCCUCUACUUCUCAGACUUCGUCUGCCAGUGCCCCCAGGGGUUUAUGGGGAAACGCUGCGAAAUAGACACCAGAGCCACAUGCUACAGGGACCAGGGCAUCUCCUACAGGGGCACAUGGAGCACAGCGCAGAGCGGGGCCGAGUGUGUCAACUGGAACAGCAGCGUGCUGGCCCUGAAGCGCUACAGUGCGCGGAGGCCAGGUGCCAUCAAGCUGGGGCUUGGGAACCACAACUACUGCAGAAACCCAGACCAAGACUCGAUGCCCUGGUGCUAUGUCUUUAAGGCAGGAAAGUACAUCUCAGAGUUCUGCAGCACACCGGCCUGCCCCAAGGGAAGCAAUGCGGACUGCUACUCUGGAAAUGGGUCAGCAUACCGCGGUACCCGGAGCUUUACCACGUCCGGUGCCUCCUGCCUCCCGUGGGACUCUGUGAUCCUGAGGGGCAGGGGUUACACCGCAUGGAGGUUCAACUCCCAGGCUCUGGGCUUGGGCACACACAAUUAUUGCCGGAACCCAGACGGGGAUGCCAAGCCCUGGUGCCACGUGUUAAAGGACCACAAGCCAACCUGGGAAUACUGCGAUCUGCCCCAGUGCUCUACCUGUGGCCUGCGCCAAUACCAGGAGCCCCAGUUCCGCAUUAAAGGCGGACUCUACUCGGACAUCGCCUCGCAUCCUUGGCAGGCUGCAAUCUUCAUCGGGAAUAAGAAGUCGGAGGAAGACAGGUUUCUGUGUGGGGGAGUGCUCAUCAGUUCCUGCUGGGUCCUGUCAGCUGCCCACUGCUUCCUGGAAAGGUAUUCUCCUCACCUCCUUAAGGUGGUCCUGGGCAGAACAUAUCGGGAGGUCCCUGGUGAAGAAGAGCAGAAAUUUGAAGUUGAAAAAUAUAUCCUCCAUAAGGACUUUGAUGAGGACACUUACGACAAUGACAUCGCCCUGCUGUACCUGAGGUCAGACUCGCUGCACUGUACCCAGGAGAGCGCCACGGUCCGCACUGCCUGCCUCCCGGCCGCCGACCUGCAACUGCCUGACUGGACAGAGUGCGAGCUGUCCGGCUACGGCAAGCACGAGGCGUCCUCUCCCUUCUAUUCUGAGCGACUGAAGGAGGCUCACGUCAGACUGUACCCGCCCAGCCACUGCACGUCACGGCAUCUGUUUAAUAAAACCAUCACACACAACAUGCUGUGCGCCGGAGACACUCGGAGUGGAGGGAACCAAGCAAACCUGCACGAUGCUUGCCAGGGUGACUCGGGAGGCCCCUUGGUGUGCAUGAGGGACAAGCGCAUGACUCUGGUUGGCAUCAUCAGCUGGGGCAUCGGCUGCGGGCAGAAGGAUGUUCCGGGUGUAUAUACUAAGGUCACUAACUACCUCACGUGGAUUCAAGACAAUAUGCAGCCAUGACCAAGAAGCCCCCGCUCCCGAACUCCAAGGAGAGCCUGCAUUCCUCCUCUUUAAGAAGAUGCUCGCAAACACCAGGCACUUCUUCAGGCCAGUUUCUCAACCCACAUGCCAUGCAGGGAGGACAGUCAAUAGGCAAGAAUGAAGUGCAUCUGUGCUUUAGAAGGUUUUAGGGGUUGAGGUCAGCCUUGAGAAUGUAUUGUAUCAGGUGAGAAGACAGGUAAAUAAAUGCCAAUCUUCGCCAGGUUCUGCAGGCAGAACAAAAGCCCGAGCUCUUCAUGGGACCUGAGCUCGGGAGCUGAGACCUCAGAGGAAAGCGGAUCUCAAUUGUAAGAAAUGUGCAGACCCUUUGGGACAGAAAGAUUGCCUUAGAACUAGAAUGUGUAUUUAUGGUUACAAGAUAGCCCGAUGAGGCCUUCGGACAAAAUGGGCUGGCCGGCCAGAUCACGUUCCCCAAACCACCUCGGAAUCACAUAUUUUCCUUCCCCCUUUCCACUCCACAGCUCUUAAAAAGUAUUCCUUUUGUGUACAGUAGACCUUUUUUUUUCUUUCUAGACUUUAUAGAAUGGGAGCAUUCUGUCAUUUUAAUAAUUGAUGAGCUAGGCUUUAGCAUAUUUAUAUCAAUCCAUUUUAGUUUUUACUUUCUGUUGCCACAACUUUGUAUCAUACUGUACUUACACAAUAAAUUCGGA